AUGAACACGAAUUCCACCAAGGACCCGCUGUCGGGGGGAAACGCUGGCAAGGCCCUCGACAGCCAGAACAUCUCUUUCCCCCAGUUCGCCGCCACGCUGGUGACGGGUAUCGUCGCGUUCGCCUCUUUCUUUGCCCUCUUCUACGUCCUCCGCCAGAAGCUCAGGAGAAUCUAUGAGCCGACAACUUACCUCGUGCCCGAACGGCAGCGCUUCGUGCCUCCACCCGCUGGAUGGGUGCGCUGGAUCGCGCCCGUCUUUCUCACCCGCCGCCGCCAAUUCAUCGAAAAGUGCGGUCUGGAUGCCUACUUCUUCAUCCGCUUCAUCUACGUCCUGCUCAAGAUCUUCUUUCCGCUAGCAUGCGUCCUGCUGCCCAUCCUGCUGCCGCUAAACGCCACCGGGCCCGUCAACACCGACACCAUGGGUCUCGACCUGUUCGGCUGGGCGAAUAUCGGCGCCAACAAGACAAACCGCCUCGUGGCGCACUUGGUCAUGGCCCUCGUCGUCAUCAUCUGGGUGUGUUUCGUCUCCUACACCGAGCUCAAGAACUACAUUCAAGAGCGCCAGAAGUGGAUGACGUCUCCGUCCCAUCGCAUUCGUGCCUCCGCCACCACGGUCCUCGUCACCAACAUCCCGGACAAGUGGUGCACCGUCGAUUCGCUCGACGCCCUCUUCGAUGCUUUCCCCGGCGGCCUGCGCAACAUUUGGAUUAACCGAGACUUUGGCGAUCUGCUGGACAAGAAGAACAAGCGCGAGGAGAUUGCGUUGAGACUCGAAGGGGCUGAAACGGCGCUGAUCCGCAAGUGCAAGGUCAGAGCUAACAAGAUGCGUAAACGGGAAGAGAAGGAGGCCGGCAUGAAGAGAUCGAAGAUGGAACGCCAAGAACAAGAGAAUCUCGAGCAGAAACAAGCCGAACAGAUGGCCGGCGAGGUCGGUGAGAGUGCGAACAACCCGCACGAGGCCCACACCCUCGACGAACAGUUGCACGAAGCCAUGGAUGGCCCGUCCAGCCAACAAGCGAACGGCCAGGGUGCCAAAAAGCCAAUUCAACUUGUCGGUCAGGGUCUUUCGGCCGUCGGUCAGGGAUUCAACCAGAUUGGCCACGGUAUUGGACGAGGGUUUGGCGCUUUGGGACAGAACAUCGAUCGAUUCGGACACUCGACUGCCGAGGGAAUGAGCAAGAGUUUCAACCACGCCCGAAGGGACGUCGACCACGCCUUUGAUUCCCCGGUAGGAUACAACCCCGACAUCGACGGUGCUGACGAUGGACCCGUCAACGACAUCCAUAUCCGCCAGAGCUACCACCCGCCGCCCUUGUCGUCAGAUGCUGGUGCUCUAGGCCCAUCCAAGGAUCAUUUGCAUCGUGGGCCCGAGCCUGAGCCAGAUCAACAGUCUGACAUGACGCCACGUACGAAGGAUUACCUUCACAGAGGCCCGGCUGUACGCCGCACCUCGCAAAACUACAGGACGCCGACGAUGCAGGGUUCUUCGCCGAAUGCCUCGCGCGAAGCAUCUCGCACGCGCGACCCUUCGUCUCGCGCCCCUACUGGCCUUCGCAGAGUAGCCUCCACGCGGUCCCAAAGGAGCGAUGCGAAGCACAAGCUGACCAACAAGCAUCUCAACCCACUGCGCAUUUUCCGGAAAAAUAGCGAAUUCCCCAGCCCCGAACCGUUCGCGAAGGAGGACGAUGAGUAUCCCUUGAGCGGACCUUCGCCAAACCCGGCCUCUCCGAACACGGUGUCUCCGUCCACGCCAUAUGGCUCUAGGAAAAACUCGAUCGAAAAGCUGCCGAAGCCAGAGAGAACCGACGACUCCAAAGAAUCUCAAGAACAGGUCGAGAAGAUCAAGCGUGAUCGUCACGCAGCCAAGAAGCCUCCAAUCAUCGACUGGGAAGAGUACAACCGCCAGCUGGAGAAGGAGAGGGCAACCGCGGUCUGGACGAGGUUCAUCAAGCCCGAGGAGCGUGAGACCAUGCGCUUGUCGCUUUUCCCUCGCUCCACAUGGUGGUGGAAGAUCUGGCCGACUUGGUGGUUUUCGUUUGGCAAGAAGGUCGAUGUCAUUAUUUACUGCAGGCUUCAGCUGCUCGAGCUCAACAAGGAGAUUGACGAGGACGAGAAGAACCUGGACAAGUACCCGCUGAUGAACUCGGCCUUUAUCCAGUUCAACCACCAGGUCGCUGCUCACAUGGCUUGCCAGUCUAUCACUCACCACAGGCCUUACAACAUGGGGCCGCGUAUCUUGGAGAUUGACCCCAAGGACGUCAAAUGGGACAAUUUGUCCAGGCGUUGGUGGGACCGAUACUUGCGGUACACGGCCGUCGUGGCCAUCUGCCUCGGCAUUACUCUUCUUUGGGCAUUCCCCAUGGCCUUUGUCGGUUCCUUGUCUUCGCUUGAUGACCUUGGUGCCUCGUACGAUUGGCUCAAAUGGUUGCAAGGUCUGCCAUCGUGGUUCAAGGGUUUCCUGCAGGGUGCGCUGCCUCCUGGUCUCCAGGCCAUCUUCCUUAUGCUGCUCCCCGUUGUGUUCCGACUCCUUGUCGACUUCUCCGGUGUGCCGACGGGCGUGGAACAGGAACUGGUUAUCCAGAACCUCUACUUCGUCUUCAUCUUCAUCCAAGUUUUCCUGGUCGUGUCCAUCUCGUCGAGUCUGAUGAAGGUCCUCGAGCAGUUGUGGAACAGUCCGCUCGAGCUGCCAUCCAUCUUGGCCUACAACCUGCCCAAGGCCAGCAACUACUUUUUCAGUUAUAUCUUGCUACAGGCUCUGUACAGCGGGUCGCAGCAAUUGGCCCAGAUGGUCGCCCUGGCGGAGUGGUUUGUUCUCUCUCGCUUCAUGGACAACACUGCGAGGGACAAGUUCAACAGACAGAGGAAGAUUCCCAGCCAGCAAUGGGGAACAUUCUUCCCCGUCUACACCAACUUUGCGUGCAUUGGCCUUAUCUAUUCUGUGAUCGCGCCCCUCAUCCUGGUUUUCUGCAUCAUCAUGGCCGCCAUUGUCUGGAUCGUGUGGCGUUACCAGAUGUUCUACGUCAUGCGCUGGUCCACUGACAGCGGUGGGCUGUUCUUCCCGCGUGCCAUCAACCAGCUGUUCACCGGCCUUUACGUCAUGGAGUUGUGUCUAGUCGGGUUGUUCUUCAUCGUUAAGAACGAAAAGAAGGAACUCGUCUGCAUCCCACACGCCAUUGUCAUGAUCUUCACGAUUCCCUUGACCUUCAUCUACCAGCUCAUGUUGAACAAGGCAUUCAGCCCGCUCUUCAAAUUCGUGCCCAUCACGAUGGAAGACGAGGCGCAGGAACGGCAAGAAGAGUUUGAGCGCAACCUCGCGGCGCGGUACGAGGAGAACAACCCAACGGUCGACGACGACAACAACACCAUGUCGACCUCCUCGCCGUCCAGCGUCGAGAAGCACAGCUCGAUCGAGCUAAAGAAGAUGGAACGCGCGGGCCGCCGCCUCACGGGCAUUAAUAAGCCCGUCGCGUCGCCGAACCCGAACCCGAUGGCCACGCCCCAGCUGCACCAGCACCAUCACGGGCGCUCGCCCAACCCCUCGGGCGGCGCGGAUCCGCGCCUCAACGCGGCAGCGACGGACCCAGAGCUGGCGGGCCCGCACAACGGCGGCUACCUCUUCCAGGGAUACCACGACGAAUUGGAGGACCUGACGCCAGAAGAGCGCGACGUGCUUGUGCGUAGGGCGUUCGAGCACCAAGCGCUACGGAUGACGCAGCCGUGUAUCUGGAUUCCGCGUGACGAGUACGGCGUCAGCAACGACGAGAUUAGCAGGACGGCGGACCUGUCGAGCACGCCGUCGGCGGUUGUGACGCCGCGGUUCGGCGCUACAGGACGGGGCGAGGAGGCCGCGGAGCAAAGACAUGGUAUCUGGAUUACGAACGAGUUCACGGCCCUGGAUCCCAAGGCGCGGGUUAUGUUCCGCAAGCCGCCGCCGGACUUUGAUUCUGCGCAGGAGUUUUUGCAGCUUUAA
Messenger RNA from Aplosporella prunicola CBS 121167, 3969 nucleotides. RefSeq lists its product as uncharacterized. Lineage: Eukaryota; Fungi; Ascomycota; Dothideomycetes; Botryosphaeriales; Aplosporellaceae. Gene Ontology annotation, cellular component: plasma membrane. Gene Ontology annotation, molecular function: calcium-activated cation channel activity. The transcript is spliced from 3 exons. Bases 1 to 3969 code for a protein of 1322 amino acids. The record is from RefSeq and is a predicted model, not a curated record.